Messenger RNA from Amphimedon queenslandica, 980 nucleotides. Its product is annotated as swi5-dependent recombination DNA repair protein 1 homolog. The transcript is spliced from 4 exons. Gene Ontology annotation, cellular component: Swi5-Sfr1 complex. Gene Ontology annotation, biological process: positive regulation of DNA-templated transcription; double-strand break repair via homologous recombination. The coding region runs from base 14 to 709 and encodes 231 amino acids. The record is from RefSeq and is a predicted model, not a curated record. Lineage: Eukaryota; Metazoa; Porifera; Demospongiae; Haplosclerida; Niphatidae.
CACGUGUAGUGAAAUGGAUACUGGAGCAGAGCUCCUGGCCUAUCUUAAUUCUUCUGAUUCUCACCUUUUUGAGUAUUCUGAACUGGAGGAAUGGCAUGAAAAUAGAGAAAGUCCAGCAAUAUCUUUAAAGUUGUUAGUAAAUGAGCUUAUCAAAAAGGGUAAAAUUAAUAUGAGGACAGUAACGAAUGGCGAUGAGUCUUGUGAUUUGUAUUGGCUUUGUCAUCCACAAGAAAAGAAGGUGAUACAGACUGAGGACAUUAAAGGAUCAUCAACUAAGAGUAAUAGAUCGCAACAGAAAAGACGAAGCCAUUUGAAAUUUAUUCCUCCUCGAUCAGCUAAAAAGCCUAAGACAACAGAUACAAGCACUUAUGCUUCUGUUGCAUCUACAAGUACUGGUGAUCAUUCUAAAGAAACUUUGAUAGAACUAAGCAAAGAAAAGAAACAGUUGAUGGAAAAGCUCCAGGAGAAAGAAAAUAAAUUGCAGAAGCUUCGUUUGGUCAAGUUAUAUAGGACAAAGAAUGAUUUGACUCAGUUGGAGGGGUUGAUUUCAAAAUGGCGGUCAGUCAGUCAAGAAGCUGCACAAGCUUUACUUGAACACUCUCCUACUAGCAGACCAGCCCCAUCAAUGACCGAACUAUUAGGCUAUCUAUCGAUUAGCCCAGAUAUAAUACAUUAUGAUACUGAAGAUGAAUCAUUCUAUUCAUGCUAAAAUAGACAAAAUUAAUGACCCAAAUCUCACAUAUUGACUGUUCUAUGUUCAAAUAUGGACAUACACUGUACAUGUACUCAAGGGCGUAGCUAGCAUAAGGCUAGGGUAGGCUAUAGCCUACCCUGAAGUUCAGAAGUCAGAAUUGAAGUUUAGUAGUUUACCUAUAUUGAGUUUCUGCCUUAGUCACUUAUGAUCAAAGAUUAUAGAAGUUUAGGGUAGCUGUCUCAACUGGCAGUUACUCACUCAGUCACUUUUGACACAGGCAAACAGA